UGUACAACAUGCUAACUCUCCAUCACUAGUCUUUUGGAAUUUGCCACUUUUCGGUUCUCACACACGCUACUCGGAGACGCAACGAUGCAGAGCCCUUCUCUUAUCUGUUCUCGAAACUCUCGCUGUCCAUCACUUUCUCUCUCUACCUCGCAGCGAUUCACAGUACCCUUUCGAAAUCGAUGCAUUGAUGCGGUGGUAGCACCCUCAUGUCUUCGUCGAUUACCCUUGAAUUGUUCUCAAAUUCACCUAAGUAACCUCACUCCCUUGCACAGUACUGCUACGCAAGAGAGCAUUGAAACCAGUAAGGGUGAACCAGGAUUUGUUGAAAUUGGGUACAUAUGCAGUGUUCAUGGACUUCAAGGAGAGGUUCGGGUUAAGCCCAAUACUGACUUUCCGGAAUUACGAUUUUCCAAGCCAGGGAGAAGACGGUUGAGACAAGAAGUUUCAGGGAGAGAAACAAUUCAAGAACUUGAGCUAUUGGAGGGAAGAGGGCACCCAGGACAGAAAGGUUGGAUUGUUAAAUUCAGUGAAAUUGACACGGUAGAACAGGCUCAGCAACUUAUUGGUUCAACAAUAGUUGUUACUGAAGAAGAUAAACCUGAAUUGGAGGAAGGCGAGUAUUACUCUCGCGAUCUUGUUGGCAUGAGAGUUAGCCUUAAGGAAUCUGGUGAGCCAGUGGGUACUGUGGUUAAUGUUUUCAAUAGUGGAGCAAGUGAUCUUCUCUAUGUCAUGCUCAAUUCGUCCACAGCUGGAAGACCAAAGUCAGAAGCAGGUGCUUCUGGUCCCUUUGUGUGGAUCCCAUUUGUUGAAGCAAUUGUUCCAAAUGUUGACAUGAAUAAAAGAGAAAUGCUCAUUACACCUCCAAAGGGGCUCCUUGAGUUAAAUAUACGCUCUGACGAAAGGUCCAAGAAAGAAAGGCGUCAGCUUGAAUGGAAAGAAAGGAAAAAGUUUCAACAACGCCUUAUAGCAGCAAAAAAGAAAUUGUGUGAAUUGGAGCAAAAGCAUGUUUUUCAUGGGUUUAGAUACGGAGAAAAAGCCCAAAGGAGCUUACUUGCUGAUCAGAUUGUUGGUGUAAAUUCCAAAUUGCUUCAACAGGCAUUGCAAAAUAUUGAGAUACCAUCUAAGAGAUGGACUUUAGAUGAGUUUAUCGAAGGUAAUCUAGCCAAACAUGUGAGAAGUGCUUUGAAAAUAUCAGAUGAAUGCCUUUCUAAUUCUGGAUGUGGAGAGAAGUCAAAUGCAAGUUCAAAGUUGCAAGAAAAGGGUCACCUGCUCACGUCUGAAGGCAAGGUUGCCAUUGUCUUAUACAUGAAUGACUUCCAAAGGCAGGAAAGUGGCUUUGCAACUGAUCUUGUCGACAAAGCUGAAGACUCUUCCUGCCUGCUAGUAGAGGCAUUUUUUCAUGACAAUCUGAGGUUUGUAAAGAUAGAAGACCGUGCUUCUAUACCUCUGAUUUUGGUUUGCCCUGCUCAUGAGAUCCACUUUCUCCGAAACAUAUUUGCAAGUCAUAACCACUUUGCAUUUGACUCCAAGAAGGUCUGGUUCUUGGAAGAAGAGAAGCUGCCUGUUGUUAGCAAUUCACUAGAAGAACAAAACAGCCAUAAGAUUUUGAUGAAGUCUCCGUGGGAAAUACUUCAAACACCAGUUGGUUCUGGAGGAAUUAUUAGCUUACUUUCAUCAGACAACAUUCUACAGAAUCUCAGUGAAAUGGGCGUGGAGUAUAUUGAGGUUUGCAGCGUCAAUCUAAGAAAUGUUGGUGGAUAUACUUUACUUGGGCUAGUGAGUACAUGUGAAGCAAAUAUCGGAUUCCAAAUCCUCGACAUCAUGAACUAUCUUGAGGACAAUUUUGACAUGGUAUUCUCCAUGAAAUUUAUGAAGCAUUUGACCAAGCAGAUAAAUAAAAUCGAGUUUCAUGCAAUCCCUAAGCCAUACCCACAUGUCGAGAAGGUUGAUAAAGAAUGGAUCGACAUUGUCCCCUCCUCUCCGAACUCUUACGAGCUUUGCUGUUCGAUUUAUAGUUCUUUGAAUGUUUGUCCUUCUGAUAAAGUUUGUCUCAUGGAGGUAACUGGUUAAUAUAUAGAUCAAUAUAAUGUAUGCCUUUUCACUCCUCACCAAUAGUAUACAUGAAGUCUUCUUUUUAAUGGUUAAUAUUUGUUAUAAUUUUCCCUUUUGUUCCUCCACUUUUCUCAUUUUAUUUGAGCUGGUGUAUUAUGUAUACUUUUGUAUUUGCUUUUAACUAGAAUAUAGUAGAUUUUGUUUA
Messenger RNA from Camellia sinensis, 2257 nucleotides. RefSeq names its product 16S rRNA processing protein RimM family. Gene Ontology annotation, molecular function: ribosome binding; UDP-N-acetylglucosamine diphosphorylase activity. Gene Ontology annotation, biological process: UDP-N-acetylglucosamine biosynthetic process; rRNA processing. NCBI's taxonomy places the organism in Eukaryota, Viridiplantae, Streptophyta, Magnoliopsida, Ericales, Theaceae. Gene Ontology annotation, cellular component: ribosome. The record is from RefSeq and is a predicted model, not a curated record.